UCUCCAAACCCUAGCCCAAACUCCAUCCACUCCAUCCACUGUGUCGCCGCCACCAGCAUCCACUCCGCCGUCACCACCGUCCCCUUCCUCCUCCUCCCACCCGCCGCUGCGGGCGCCGCUGCUCAUCACCAUCUCCUUCACCUUCUCUUUCCCCACCCUCACGCCGCCGCCCACCACGCCGUCGUCCUCCUCCUCCUCGGUCGCGCUUCGAUCCCCAUCGCCAUGGCCUUGGGUGGCGUGUCCAUGGCCAUCAUCGCCAUGGCCUUGGGCGGCGGCGGCGGCGGCGGAGGCGGGAGCGUGAAGGGGAGGGACAUGGCGGGGAGCGGAUGGGCGGCCGACGCCUGCUGCACGGCGGCGACCUCCUCGACGCGGCGCUCGAGGCGGCCAAUGCGCGCAUCGGCCUCGUCGCGGAGGCGGCGCACGCCGUCGAGCACGUGGUAGGGUCGUGGCGGGACAGCCACCGCGCGAUGGCGGUGUCGGCGGCCUCCAUACGGCGGGCCAGCUGGGCGGUGCGUUACAUGUUCCACCGCCGGCGCCAACAGCCGAGCGGCUAGCAGAUCAGGUGGCGAUGGAAGGCCAGCGCCGCCGCCGCCAGGAGGAAGGCGAUGGAGGGCGCGGAGGUGGAAGGGGAGGGCAAGGGGAAGCACUGGAUGGAGGAUGACAAAGUGGGCCACGUAAGCUAUUCCCCGAGUUCUCUCACUAAACGCCACUCUGCUCUUUGCUCUUCCUCCAGGACCCCAAGGCCAUCAAGAUACGGCGGCACGCCUUCCAUCUCCACCAGUCGGGGUCAACCACGCUUUCCGCGUCGGCGCUACGUACUCCUGCCGCCGGGAUCACUGGCGGAGUCGCCGCCGCUUCUCGAUCGCAUCUGCUUGGCUCACGGCCACUCAGGGGGAGUUGCGCUUACCUCCGCGUCGCUCGUCGAGCCGUUCUUGGUCGAGGAGCAGCACAAUAGCCCCAGCCAGGAUAUGCAACCGAGGUUGGUACCAGAGGCUCAUCUUGAUGUGCUCGUUGAGAGUAAGGAAUCAAGGAGCACUAGAGACGGGAAGACUGGAGCUCUACGGACAAAUGUGCCAAAAACCAACUGAACCGUGAAAAAGUUCAGUUUCAGCAGCGUACCGGAUCUCGGUCUUACAUUGCACAUGCCUAUGUCGUGGUAAGGAAAAAAUGAUGAUGUCAUCUAGUUGGAUGUAGUUUUUGUGUUUCCUGAUGGAGGUGUUUAGAUCCAGUGGAGAUAUAUAUCUUCAUAUUGAUAGUGGCUCUACAUAAUGCUAUAUGAUUUAAAGCUUUAGUAGGCUCCCUCUUCAUGUGAGAUUAUCUGCAGCCCUCCCUACAUGUUUUUCUGCAGCAGCGUGGGUUGGCCCUCUAUUCAGCUUUUGCUGCCCUUGUUUUGCAUUGUAUAGGUAUAGCAAUAUGCCAUUCUGUAGUGGCAUACCUCUACAGUGCAAAACAAGGACAACAAGAGGUGGCAAAGCUCUAACCCCUGCUACAGCAAAACAUGGAGGGAGAAUAGCAGGUUAUCUCACACUUUGACCAUGUAAAAAUAUGCUCAUGUUUUAUCCAUAAAUUUCUAUCAGUUUGGUUUGAUUGCUCUUGUCAUGCUUAUGCUUAUUUGGGGUGACAUCAAUUAAGUUUAUACAUGGCAACCACUGUCAAUGUUUAACAAAAAGAAUCAAUGUCAACCAGAAUGCUUGUUCUGGAGGACAUGUUUUUGUGUUAUCUGUGUACUUUAACAUAACCAUUACUCAUGCCAUCAUGUUUCUCUCAACAUUGCAGAAGCAAGAAAAAUACAAAGACAGUGAGCCCACUGCAAUUGAUCUCUUUAAGGAGUUGCAUUGCAGCAAAACUAAAGGUUGCAUUGCUGCUUGGUGGAAUUUUUUUUGCUGGCUGCUGGCAAGAUAUACGCCGAAACUUAGUAGUGGCUGCUAGGUGGAAUUUUUUGGUGCAGGAACUUGGCACUACCUGUAGGAACUUUGUAGUCGGCUGGGACUUGUGUAGUUGGAUGGUGGAUGAAUCAUUUUGUAUUCAUGUUUUGUGCUUUUGUAUGGAAACUGUAUUCUGGAACUUGCUUUUGUAUGGGGCUGGAAAAUUAAUUAUAGCUAGAAUGUGAUUGUAAUAUAAUUAUAGAAAUGGUUGUGGUUUAUAUUCUAUGAUUGCUUUUUAA
This is a messenger RNA of Oryza sativa Japonica Group (Japanese rice), 2164 nucleotides long. The record is from RefSeq and is a predicted model, not a curated record. Lineage: Eukaryota; Viridiplantae; Streptophyta; Magnoliopsida; Poales; Poaceae.